Hemibagrus wyckioides is the source of this 1167-nucleotide messenger RNA. Its product is annotated as vitelline membrane outer layer protein 1-like. The record is from RefSeq and is a predicted model, not a curated record. The transcript has 5 exons. Lineage: Eukaryota; Metazoa; Chordata; Actinopteri; Siluriformes; Bagridae. Bases 113 to 727 code for a protein of 204 amino acids.
GCAGUCUCAGUGUGUCUUUAGUUUGCAUAGAAUUUGCUUACUUGUUUCAGCAAGGAAGAUUUUGAUCAGCUAGUAACCUGACUUUUUUUUAUAUCUAGGUUGAUCAGAAAUCAUGGGGUUUGUGAGCAGUAUUGUUUUGCCUAUGUUAGUUCUCUGCUUUGGGCAGCUCAUGAGUGUCAGCAAUGGACAGAUAGUUGAGAGGACGUAUUCAGGCAAGAUUCAAGUUAAUAAUGGAAUGGGCUGGGGCUCAUGGGGACAUCGAGAUAUGUGUCCCUAUGGGACCUAUGCUACAGGCUUUAGUCUCAAAGUUGAACAAUCAGUAGGAGAUGGAGAUGACACAGCCCUAAAUGGAAUUGCCCUUCGCUGCACUAAACCCAUGGGCUCCACACAGCAGCCUCAGCCCUAUUCUACAGUCCAAUCUGAUACCGGCAGCUGGGGGUCUUGGACGCAGAACAACUGGUGCCCUAAUGGAGUGCUACAGGCAUUUCAGCUGCGAGUAGAAUCCGGUCAAGGACGAGGUGAUGAUACUGCUGCUAACAACAUAAGGUUCUCAUGCACUGGAGGGGUACAGUUGACCGGCAGUGGCAUGUCCUGGGGAGAAUGGGGUGGAUGGAGUGAAAAAUGUGUUGGAACAGGGAUUUGUGGAAUCCAAACCAAAGUAGAGUCACCACAGGGUUCAGGAGACGACACCGCUCUUAAUGACGUCAAAUUUUACUGCUGUUAUUAAGAGAUAAUGAAGAGGACAACUCAAACUACGAUUACGACUAUUUUCUUUCUCAUGAUCUCACUCUAUCAGGUUUAUGAUGAACAAUUCUUAUUCAUUGUUUUAAAUAGAUAACACAGGGGAAAUCACACCUCCAAGUGCAGGUGUUGUUCCUGCACUUCAUCACAUAAGGAUCAUUUGCUUGUGUAUAAUUAUACUAGUUUGGAUCCAAAUCUUUCAGUGCUUAUCUCUGGCAGACAAAAAUGAGUACACACAAUGGAUACAGAUUUGUCUUCAUGAAUAUAAUCAUGACCUGCAAUAUAUGUCUCUUAUUCUGAGUAAAGAAAUUCACAAUGAUUUGGUCCAAAAGAAAACAAUAAAAUUUUGUUGGGAAUUUAUCUAAAUAAUGAUUUUGUUCAAGAAUAUGUCAUAGAACAAUAAAUAAAAUUGCAUUGCAAAUUUUA